Messenger RNA from Effrenium voratum, 1350 nucleotides. The record is from the annotation of a GenBank genome assembly. NCBI's taxonomy places the organism in Eukaryota, Dinophyceae, Suessiales, Symbiodiniaceae.
AUGGGCGUCUCAAUCGACAGCCGGUCGCUUGAGCCGGGAGACGCAUUUAUCGCCAUCAGGGGAGACCGCCUCGAUGGGCACGAUUAUGUCGCGGCCGCUCUGGAAGCUGGAGCGGCACUUGCAGUUGUUGCUGAAAGCCGGAUGUCCGACCUGCCGGAAGACGGCCGUUAUCUUGUUGUUCCCGAUCCGCUGGCGGCGAUGCGUCUUCUCGGCAUUGCGGCUCGUGAACGUUCACAUGCCAAGAUUAUCGCCGUAACCGGCUCCGUGGGGAAAACCGGAACCAAGGAAGCACUCAGGCUGACGCUCGAGCAAUCCGGAAAAGUGCAUGCAUCCGUUGCGUCGUUCAACAACCAUUGGGGUGUGCCGCUGACACUUGCCCGCAUGCCUGCAGAUACCGAAUUCGGCGUCUUUGAGAUCGGUAUGAACCAUGCCGGUGAAAUAACGCCGCUGGUCAGGAUGGUUCGGCCGCAUGUGGUGAUCAUUACGACCGUGCAGGCGGUGCAUCUGGAGUUCUUCGAGUCUGUGGAGAAAAUCGCGCAGGCGAAGGCGGAGAUAUUUGACGGAUUGGAACCGGGCGGAAUUGCCAUCCUGAACAAGGACAAUCGGCAAUACGAUCUCCUGAGAUUCCUGGCGGCCGCGGCGGGCGUCUCUCAUGUCCAGACCUUCGGUGAAGACCCCGGCGCUGACAGCCAUACCGAGAACGUCGUGGGUUAUGCGAGUGGAUCCAGUGUUGACGCCUCGAUUGCCGGGACUGAAAUCACCUACAAGAUCGGCGCUCCCGGCAGGCAUCACAUCAAGAACAGCCUGGCGGUUCUGACAGCGGUCCAGGAUGUCGGUGCGGACCUUGCGAAAGCGGGUCUUGCGCUGGAUGCAAUGCGCGCCCCGCGAGGACGCGGCGAAGUCAGCCAUCUGAAGAUAGAUACCGGUGAAAUCACGCUGAUCGACGAGAGCUACAACGCCAAUCCUGCCUCGAUGCGCGCAGCGCUCGCGGUGCUGGGUGAGACGCCUGUUUCCCGCCCGGGACGCCGGAUUGCCGUUCUUGGGGAUAUGCGCGAGCUUGGCGUUGAUGCCGAUCGUUUGCAUGCAGGCCUGCUGGGACCCGUUACCGACGCCGGGAUCGACGGUGUCUAUUGCGCGGGCCCGCAUAUGCAUACGCUCUGGGCACAGCUCCCGCAUGAAUUGCGUUCGCACUAUGCCGAAGAUGCAAAAGGUCUGGAAGACGCCAUUUUGAGUGACGCGCGACCCGGCGAUGUCGUUAUGAUCAAGGGAUCGCUCGGAACUCGCAUGGGACCGCUUGUCGAAGCCCUGAAGAAGGAAUACCCGCCCGCGGAUGACACCGCGGCGGCAUAA